AUGCCUGCACACCCGAUUCGCGAAUUCCUGAGAUGCCUCCCAAAGUGCGAGCAUCAUAUCCAUCUUGAAGGUGCUCUAACACCUGAUGUUCUCUUCAGCCUCGCUGCGAAGAAUCAAAUCACCCUUCCCCAAAAUGAUGAGGCCUUCGAGUCACCGACCUCGCUCAUUGAGCGCUACAAGAGGUUUACGUCGCUCGAUGAUUUCCUCCAUUACUACUAUAUUGGCAUGUCUGCACUGGUGACAGCUUCCGACUUCGAGGACUUGGCUUGGGACUAUUUCCAACAUGCGUCUGCAGAUGGCGUUGCACACGCUGAAGUCUUCUUCGACCCGCAAGCACAUACCACGAGGGGUAUCAAGUAUACAACAGUAGUAGAGGGUUUCGGCAAGGCGUGUAAGCGCGCAGAGAAGGAGCUCGGUAUUACAACACUCCUGACUUCCUGCUUCCUGCGACAUCUUCCUCCCAAGGACUGUCUCGAGAUCUUCGAGGACGAGGAAGUGCAGAAGAGCUAUAAGAGCGGCGUAGUGCGAGCAAUCGGACUAGAUAGCAGCGAGAAAGACUUCCCUCCCGAGAACUUCACAGAGCUGUACAGAAAGGCGAAAGAUCUGGGGCUCAAGCUCACCGCGCACGCUGGUGAAGAAGCCCCAGCUUCGUACAUCUCAAGUGCACUGCACAAUCUGGGCGUCACCCGCAUCGAUCACGGCAUCCAGCUCAUCAACGAUCCGCAGCUCAUGAAGAAGAUCGCUUUAGACAAGACUAUGCUCACCGUGUGCCCGCUAAGCAAUGUAGUCCUUCGCUGCGUGGACACAAUCAAAGACGUACCGAUCCGGAAGUUGCUCGACGCUGGCGUGCAGUUCAGCAUCAACAGCGAUGACCCGGCUUACUUCGGUGGCUACAUACUAGACAACUACGUUGCCGUACACGAGGCGUUUGAUCUAAACGUAAAGGAAUGGGAGAGCAUUGUGAAGGCCGGGAUAGAGGGAAGUUGGUGCAGCGCUGAACGCAAAGACGAGCUGCUGCAACGCCUCCACCGCGUCCUCGCCGAAUGGAAAGGCAAGAUAUAA
Didymosphaeria variabile is the source of this 1062-nucleotide messenger RNA. It is a transcript of the gene AAH1, whose product is annotated as adenine deaminase. Gene Ontology annotation, cellular component: nucleus; cytosol. The transcript has 2 exons. Gene Ontology annotation, molecular function: adenine deaminase activity. The record is from RefSeq and is a predicted model, not a curated record. Bases 1 to 1062 code for a protein of 353 amino acids. Gene Ontology annotation, biological process: purine ribonucleoside monophosphate biosynthetic process; hypoxanthine salvage; adenine catabolic process. NCBI's taxonomy places the organism in Eukaryota, Fungi, Ascomycota, Dothideomycetes, Pleosporales, Didymosphaeriaceae.